AAACUGUGUUUACAGUUUAAAACAUUGUUAAGAGACUGGAUAAAGUCUGUGUUUACUGUUUCACUGUGUAAAGACUUGUAACCGUGAGUUUUUUUUUUUUAAAACUAAUGCAAUCCUUCAUCAUCUCUCACAAUCCAACGUCUCCUUUGAGUGACUGAAUGCAACUCAGUCUUGUUUCGGGAGAAGGGCAAUUUUGUUUCCAAUCAUCAUGGCUUUCGCGAGCCUUUUCUCCAAUCCCCCAAACCCCGUUCUUGACAAAAACAUGACAGACUCUGAACUUGCAGGGGACGAAAGGGAGGAUGGUGAACUGGAGGAUGGUGAGAUUGAUGAUGAAGGCAUUGGCAUUGAAGAGGAGGCAAAAGAAGUCAAAGAUGCGAAUGAAGAAAAAGAAAAGAGAGGUGACAGGACUCACAGACACUCCAGGAAGAGAUACAAGAAAACAAAGGAAAAGAGGUCUAAGAAGAGAAGAAGAGACAGACAGAAACACCAUUCGCCCUCCAGCUCAGGAAGUUCAGACAGCUACGACUCGGAGCUUGAGCGCUCCGAAAGGUCCAAGAGCAAGAAGAACUCUGGAUCCUACAGAGACAAGGGCAGUCGCUUCCCUCAGCAUGGGCAGUCCAGUGGGUACCAUGGAAAAUCACAAUAUCACAGUCAACACAAAAAUAGUGACUACGACAAGUACAGCGACUACAGCGAAGAGAAAUAUGAUUAUGAUGCUGAGGAAGAUGAAUAUGGCAGUGAGCUGUGCAACUACCGGCAGACGAAGGAGACAUCGACAGCUGGCCAGUCCCCAAAGGAGUCACUGAAGAGGCCCAGCAUGAAGGGUGUACAGAAACAACAGCCGUAUCUUGGACAAAAGGGGAGAGGACGGGGGAUCCUUGGUCGGGGCAGGGGAAUGCAAAUGAAGAACAAGAAGCAGAAGGGCAAGAACUGGGGCCGUGGACGUGGCCGGGGGGGUGAGCAGGGCGGAGACGGUAUGAAGGAGGGGCCAUGCACCUUCCCAAAAAAGCGUCCAAUCAUGACCCAGGAGUUCAUCAAUCAGCAUACGGUUGAACACAAUGGACGAUAUAUCUGCAAAUAUUUCCUUGAAGGAAGAUGCAUAAAAGGGGACCAGUGCAAGUUUGAACAUGAACUUGUUGUUCCAGACAAAAAGAAGGAGCUCUGUAAGUUCUACCUGCAGGGCUACUGCAGCAAAGGGGACAAGUGCAUUUACAUGCACAAUGAAUAUCCUUGCAAGUUCUUUCAUACAGGGGCAAAGUGCUAUCAGGGAGACAACUGCAAGUUCUCCCACGAUCCCCUGACGGAUGUGACCAGAGAACUUCUAGAUAAGGUUCUGAAGACUGAACAGGAGUCGAUGAAUGGGGAUGAGCAAGAGUUGGAGCAACUAAGGAAGCAAGGCAUCACCCCCUUGCCUAAGCCUCCCCCGGGGGUGGGACUUCUGCCCACACCAGGCUCCAGCAGUCCUCAGGAAGUUAGCUCCUGUGGGAAGAAAAUCCCCUCUCUAUUUGAGAUAGUGGUGCAGCCAACUGUGGACCUAGCACAGAAGAUUGGGCUCAGGCCCAGUUUCUAUAACAGCUCCUCACCACCCCCUGGUUCUCAGCUCCCAGGGAAUGGAUCCCCAUCUCAGUUUGGAGGAGCACCAGACGACAUGCAGGGUGGGAAUAUGAUGUCCCUGUCCCUGGGGUCCCCAGGCUCAAUGCCAUGUCCUCCCCAGCCCCCUGGAGGUCCAAGUAUGCCACAGAGCCCCACCGGCACCCAGAUGGCACAUGGCUUCCCUCAGGGCCUUCCCAUGCACCCCCCUGUACUGCCUGGGCAAGCACCCACCUUCCAUGGGAUUCCUCAUGGGAACCAACCCAGUUCACACCCCCAGGAGAAUCAGCAAGAGUCCUUUCCCCUGUUGCUGGACUCACAAAUGCAGCAGUGCAUCCCAUACCAGACUAUGGGUCAGAACCCAUCAGAAUUAUUUGAAAGCUACUACAGCAACCAGAUUAUGGGUCAGGGAGGUGAAGGACUUCAGCUGGACCAGUUGGUCUACGAAUGUGCUCAGCUGUCCCAGAGCAACACUGAGUCAAACGGAUCCCUCCAGGUCCCAGAUUUCCUGCCGGCUGUACAGAAAGCCCUGUUUUUACACCUUAACCAGCAGCAACAGGAAGAAAAACCUCAAGACAACAAGUCUAAAGGGCCAAAGACCACCAGUACAGACAAAGAUGAUGCUUCAAACUGGUACUCCAGUGAUGAGGAGGAUGGGAGCAGCAUGACGGCUAUUCUCAAAACCCUGAAGAACCACAAUGACUUGAUGAAAAACCACCAGAAGCCUAAACUGCACCAGGCUGCUACUCCCACAUCAGGGCUGUGUGACCCCCGGCUCCAGAAGGACAGGGCUUUGCCCAGCGACCUGUGUGCCAAGGCUGAUCCGCGCCAACGAGCAGUGGACCCGCGGAAGAUUGUUGAAGCAGCUGCUGACCCAAGGGUGAUUCGUGACCCACGGAAAACAAAGCCCCCAGAACCAAUUUCUUCUAAACAGGAGGAGCACCGGCACCCUCAUCCAUCCUCCUCCAUCCCCUACAGGCCACUGGUUGGGGAUGAGGAUGAGGAGGGAGAGAGGGAGCUGAGGGAGAAGGCAGCCAUCAUUCCUCUGGAACCACGCCCGGGUGUGGCUCUGCGUGACCCCCGCUGCCAAGUGAAGCAGUUCAGCCACAUUCGUGUGGACAUCCUCUUGUCACGCCCAGCUUUUGCCCAGACUGUGGUUUGGGCCCCUGAGGACCUGAUUCCAGUUCUUGUUCCCCGACAGGACCCCUCCAUCAACCUGCCACUGCCCCCUCUCAUUGCAGAUGCUCAGUUGAACCGAAGCCUGGCUUCACAGGUUGAACCCACUCCCCUCCUGCCUCCUCAUGACCCACGUCUAGCUGCUGCACGUCUCAAGGAGGGCAGAGUUGGAGGGCUCAGCAGUAGAACCCCUGAGCUUAAGGUGCACUUGGAAAAGCCCCUGGACCCACGGACUCACAAAGCCUUGGACCCCAGGAUCAACAGAUCAGGCAGUCUGGAUUCCAGGCUUCCGGUGCUGAAGGAAACCGGUAGCCCUGGUGGGACUCCCGACCCUAGAUUAGUACGGAGCAGCAUGGGGUCUUCAUCACACUCCCCCCUUCCGACUCCUUUGAUCAAACAGGACGCUGAGAAACUGCCACCGUAUGCCCCCAAACUGUCCUCCACUAGUGGAGGGCUUGGGAGCCCGACAUCGCUUCUGGGCGGCAUCAGCCUGUAUGACCCCAGAAACCAAUCUGCCACGUCCCCAAAGGAAGAGGCUGAAGAGAUGCCGAGAAAAGCUGGCAUCCUCAAACAGCCAGGAAAGCAGGAGAGCGCCUCACUGGCGCACAGUGACCAGAGUCCGGAUGAUGUGACAGAUGCUCCUAGCAAGAAGCCGUACCUCCCUGCUUCUCCAGCUAGUUCUCCCCCAACAUCACCCCUUCAACCUUCUCUGGCUGCCCCAGCUGUGCAUAACCUUCCAAUUCAGGCACUGGCGGGCUUGAUACGCCCCCCUUAUACUGAUCCACGACAGGCAAAGCAGAUAGGGCAGGCAGUGGGGGUUCCUCAGGAGGAUGAGGAGACCACGGGGGAGCCAGACGAUAGACCCCUCAAAGAUGUAUUCAAAACCUUUGAUCCCACGGCUUCCCCGUUCUGUCAGUAAACAAACCACUGAUCGACAGAGCAGUGCUGCAGGUCUGUAAAUAUGUACUUUAACCUUCUCACUUCCUCUCUCCACUAUUAAGCUUUAUAUACUUAUUUAUUUUAAUUGUACAUAAACAGUUCCUUCCAUGGGAUGUAAUAAGAUUAGGCUGUUGCUGUUUAUAUGGUUUUACAUGUGCAUUGCUAGAGAUAGUUGUAUAGACAGUCACACUCCACAGCUGGUGUAAAAUGUUCUUAUAUUGCAGCAAUGUGAUACAGCUAGUACAACACUACUGGUAAAUUUGAAAGCAUUUUACCUGGUUGGGGUACCACAGGUGUAUAGUGAAUGUGAUGGGUACAGUAAAGAUUAUUUUGUUAGUAAUUGUGUAUCAAAGAGGUGUAUUAUCUUAAAAAGUGCAGUACUAUGGUUAUAUCAUUUCUUGUGUGUUUAAAAAAUACUUUAAUGGUAUAGAAAUUGCCACUUUUAUAUAACUGUAGACUAUAUAAUUUAGUACAAAAAGCAGUUCUCACAAAUUUAGCGAUCCUCAAGCCUACUUUGUAUCACUGGUCCUAAGACACUUUUAUAUUUGUGUUUAAUGCACCCUGACAAUAACGAAUGUUAACACCAUACAAAUUUUUGUUGUUUUUAAAAAAAAAAAAAAAAAAAAAAGUACAAUACUUUGUUGCUUCAUGUUGCUCUGAUUUAAAAUUGGUGGCAUUUGUGUAUUUUUAUUAUUAUAAUCUAAUGCAGCAUAUUGUAAAUAGCUUCUUUUGUAAUAUAAAUGAGGUGCUCGUCUUGAACAUUGUCAUAUCUCUGAAUUUCUCUUUGUUACUGAUAUGGUUGUCAUGUGUAUCUGACCAGAAAAAACAUAAACACCACACAGUCAUGUAGAGUUGGCUUUUUUAUUGCUGUCAUAAAUAAAAAGCAAAGAGAUUGAAAA
This is a messenger RNA of Scleropages formosus (Asian bonytongue), 4604 nucleotides long. It is a transcript of the gene zc3h6, whose product is annotated as zinc finger CCCH-type containing 6. Gene Ontology annotation, molecular function: RNA binding; metal ion binding. The transcript has 12 exons. Gene Ontology annotation, cellular component: nucleus. Bases 209 to 3685 code for a protein of 1158 amino acids. Gene Ontology annotation, biological process: negative regulation of DNA-templated transcription. The record is from RefSeq and is a predicted model, not a curated record. Lineage: Eukaryota; Metazoa; Chordata; Actinopteri; Osteoglossiformes; Osteoglossidae.